Molecule: messenger RNA, 1482 nt
Organism: Nannizzia gypsea CBS 118893
Lineage: Eukaryota; Fungi; Ascomycota; Eurotiomycetes; Onygenales; Arthrodermataceae
Product: acid protease
Exons: 3
Coding region: 1-1482 (493 amino acids)
Biological process (GO): proteolysis
Molecular function (GO): aspartic-type endopeptidase activity
Source: RefSeq, a predicted model, not a curated record
AUGCGUGGCGACUCAGUUAUCUGGUCUCUGGCCACGGUUGUACCGUUUCUGUCGACCGCUGUUGUGUCUCUGCAGGUUGUCAAGCGAGAUAAUCCGUCGGUUCUCGGAUUUGACAUCGAGCGUUUCCAGGCUGCGAAGCCAGUCCACAGAGAAAUUAUCGCUAAAAGAGCCUCUACCAAAACUGUCAGCCAGGAUCUGGAUAACCAGAAAAACCUAUACUUCUGCAACCUCACCAUAGGAACGCCUCCUCAGACGAUCAGAGCCCACAUCGACACCGGCAGUAGUGAUCUAUGGGUUAACACCGCGGAAUCGCUGUUCUGCAACUCGAGACGUGCGCCAUGCCGCCAGGGCGGAACUUACGACUCAUCCAGCUCUAGCUCCUACCAGCUUGUAAACAACGAUUUCAACAUCUCUUAUGUCGACGGAUCAGGCGCCAGCGGUGACUAUGUCACCGAUGUCUUAAACGUCGGAGGCAUCAAAUUGAAGGACUUCCAGUUUGCUAUCGGACACACCUCGUCCAGUCCCCUCGGUGUUUUGGGAAUUGGGUAUGAAGCUGGUGAAGCCCAGGUUACCAGGUCCGGUGACAAAUCAUAUCCUAACCUCCCUGCUGCCCUCGUCAAUGCCGGUUACAUUCGCUCUAAUGCCUACUCGCUCUGGCUUAACGACCUGGAUGCCAGCCGUGGCCAGAUCCUCUUCGGCGGCAUCGACACUGGCAAGUUUCAAGGCAAACUCCAAACCGUUCCCGUACUCCAUACCGCCAGGGGCGAUUACACUUCGCUUGUAGUAGCCCUGACGGGUGUUGGGAUCCGGGCUGGUUCUGACGGCAGUAUCAACUCAUUUGCAUCUCAGCCAGUCGCCGUUGCCAUGGACUCGGGCAGCAGUUUGAGUUAUCUUCCUGAUUCUCUCGCAGCCAAGGUCUAUAACGCUGUUGACGCCGUAUUCGACCCAUCCAACAACCUUGCAUUCGUUCCUUGCUCUAUGGCCAGCGACGACAGAAAAAUUGUUUUCACCUUCUCCUCCCCCCAGAUCGCAGUUGGCAUGGACGAGCUAGUCAUUGAUCUUGGACCAGACGCCGAUGGCAAUGAAGCCAAGUUCAAAGACGGUUCAAAGGCCUGUGUCUUUGGUAUUGCACCUGCCGGCAGUUCUAUCUCCAUUCUUGGUGAUACUGUGCUACGCAGCGCCUAUCUUGUCUAUGACCUCGUGAACAACGAGAUCUCCAUUGCGCCAACUCGUUUCAAUUCCACCGAGACAAACAUCCUGGAAAUCGGAACCGGCGAAAACAGCGUGCCUGAUGCUACGGGCGUGCCAGAUGCCGUUACAAGUGCUCAGAUAACCCAGGCUACCGGCCUUCCUGGAGUCCCUACUGGCGUCCCAAAACAACCAAGCUCCAUGGCCGCAGGUCAACCAAAGAGACCUGAUUUCAUCCUAGGCGUUGCUGCGGUUGGUUUGGCUAGUGCUGGCAUGCUCUUUGCUGCCAUGUAA